CUCUUCAAAAAAGACACGACAAAAUGAAGAGAGAAUGAGACUAAAGCAACAGCUCGUGUAGAUCUUUGUUGGCUGAUUCAGUCCACAAUUAUUAUUAUUUAUAUAUAUUUUCGUUUCCAUCGAAUAAUAACAUAACAAGUCCUCACCCUGUAAUCUGAAAAUUAUACAAUUCUUGGAAAUGGAGGCAGCCAUUGCUUCCUCCUCUUUCUCCUGUUCGGUUUCAGUUUCAAUUUCUCCCUCACGUAUUCCAUUCCUCUCUACGGUUCUGGAUAUGAACGUAAAUCCCAAGAAAGGUGUGCAAAAUUUGUCGACUUCCCGUUGCUCCUCCUCCAAAUUUCAAUCCGCCAUUGUAUUUUGUAAUUUCUUUAAUCACACGCGUUCAAUGGCUGCCGUCUUUUCAAGCAACAGUUUGACAACGUAUAGACGUUCCGUGCGCGUGUAUGUUGGGAGGAGAGAUGAAGAGGAGAAGGAAUUUGGAAUGUAUCCCUGGGAGGCUUCCUCUUUUAAUGACAUCAACAAUACUGAAGAAAGGUUGUUGAGUUCAUUUUGGGGCCUGGAUUGUGUGCGCGUUUGGCCGGAUUCGACCUCUGGACCACCUGUUUACUACGCUUUGCAGUGGGUCCAAGAAGAUACCAUCACUCUUUUUACUACUGAAGGGCUUAUGCAAAUCGGAGGUUCUGUAGUGCCCCGACGCAUUAAUAAUUCACAAAAUAAUCAAGGGAGAUUGAGAGCUUCAUAUAAACAUCAGCGAUUUCAGGAAGAGGACUACAUGGAUCCCAAUCAGGGCCUUUGUCUUGGUGCCAUCUUUGACAUUGCAGCAACAAAUGGAUUGGACUUAGGGCGCAGAUUCUGCAUAUUUGGGUUUUGUCGUUCUAUUGAGAUGCUGAGUGAUGUGGUGGAAGACACAGUUUUGGAGCAGGGGGGAGAGGUUGUAAUUGCGGAAAAGGAGAGCAAAGGAGGUUUACAGGAAAAACUUACAAUGACAGUUGCUGUACCACUUCUCUGGGGUAUUCCACCUGCUGCCGAGAGGCUUCGUUUUGCUGUUCGAACUGGAGGUGGAAUUGUUGAGAAAAUAUACUGGCAGUGGAACUUCUAAUGAAGUUUUGUAGAUGGUCUCAAAAAAUAUUGAUGAAUUGUAUAUAACUCACAUGUAUAUUUUAUCUCUUGUUCAUUGGCAGCCAAACCUUGCACAACCUCAUCUUCUUUCAUUCCUUUUGCAGAACUUUUUUGUAAAUAUUGUAAAACAUGGUUGAUUGCUGCAUGCACAUACCUUUCAUCAAGGAUGAUUAUCUUUUUGAAGAAAAGCAUUUACCAAAUAUUGUUCCACUUUACACAGGGUCAUGAGAAAUGUUAUGAUCAGAUAAUUUAAAUGAUUCCGGAUGAUCCUAUUAGCAGUUCCAA
Molecule: messenger RNA, 1401 nt
Organism: Cryptomeria japonica (Japanese cedar)
Lineage: Eukaryota; Viridiplantae; Streptophyta; Pinopsida; Cupressales; Cupressaceae
Exons: 6
Coding region: 179-1096 (305 amino acids)
Source: RefSeq, a predicted model, not a curated record